Molecule: messenger RNA, 2451 nt
Organism: Talaromyces proteolyticus
Lineage: Eukaryota; Fungi; Ascomycota; Eurotiomycetes; Eurotiales; Trichocomaceae
Product: P-loop containing nucleoside triphosphate hydrolase protein
Exons: 4
Coding region: 1-2451 (816 amino acids)
Cellular component (GO): microtubule; cytoplasm; membrane
Molecular function (GO): microtubule binding; GTP binding; GTPase activity
Source: RefSeq, a predicted model, not a curated record
AUGACAGAAGACAAGGCUUCAAGCCAGCUGCAAUCACAGCAAGGCGGACUGCUGGAUAAAAUCGAUGAGCUGAGGAAUAUCGGCGUUGGGGGCAUUGUCGAGCUGCCUCAGUUGAUUGUAUGCGGCAGCCAGUCAAGCGGGAAAAGCUCUGUCCUUGAGGCCAUCUCGCGUGUACAAUUCCCAGCAAAGGGUAGUGUAUGCACGCGUUUCGCAACAGAAGUCGUUCUCCGCCGGAGCCCUACACCCAAUAUCAAAAUAUCUAUUGAACCGGGUCCGUCCAGACAAAGUAAACAGGAACGCGAUAGACUUCGCGACUUUCGACCUGGGGCUUUUCAUGAUGGAAAGGACCUACCACCACUCAUCGAAAAAGCCAAAGAGUGUAUGGGUAUUGAUGAGGCAGAUCACAUGGGAUUUAGUGAUGAUGUUCUCCGAGUCGAAAUCUCUGGGCCGGAUAAACCAGAAUUGACACUGGUAGAUCUACCUGGCCUAUACAGUUCUACCAGCCAAGAUCAAAGUAAAGAAGGAAUUUCUAUGGUUCGCUCGCUCACCGAGAGAUAUAUGAGAAAUUCGCGAAGCAUUAUCUUGGCAGUAAUAAGCGCCAAAAUGGACUAUCAUCUGCAGGAGAUUUUGGACCUAGCAGAAAAAUUCGACCCUGGCCGAGAGAGGACGCUGGCAAUCAUUACGAAGCCAGAUUCACUAGAGGAACGCUCGGAAGAUGAAGAUAUCUACCUGCAGUUUAUGCAGAAUAAGAAGGUACACCUCAAACAAGGAUGGCAUGCCUUGCACAACCGAUCACACAAGACACGGGGUACCUCUGAUGAUGCUCGUGAUAGGUUAGAGAAGGAAUUUUUUGAGCGAGGACGCUGGGCUAGUAUCUCUCGUAGCUUUGUGGGGAUUGAUAGUCUCCGCCAUCGGUUAAGUCAUAUAUUGCUCAAUCAUAUUGAGGAGAAUCUACCACAAAUGCUGAGCGAGAUCGAGGAGAAAAUUAAUGAACGGAAACAAGAACUGUCAAAACUUGGAGAAUCUCGUUCAAAUAUUCGACAGCAGAAGGGCUUUCUUCAUAAUAUUAGCAGAACUUUCGACCACAUCACUGCCGAUGCAUUAUUGGGAAGAUAUACUGAUCCAUUCUUUGGAGAUGAAAUGGAGUAUUCACGACUUCGAGCUGUAAUCCGUGAAUUGAAUGAGCAAUUUGUAGAUGCGAUGAGCAUCGGUGGCUCUCGCCGGAUAAUCGUCAACAAGGGUGAAAAAGAAAGGAUAGAAUUGGAUCGUGACAAUGCCAGAUACAAUGGAUAUCUCAAGGACUGGUCUGCAAACUAUAUAUCUCGCGAUGAUCUUGAAAUCGAGGUUGCAGAAAGUGCGCGCAUGAAUCGAGGCAUUGAGCUUCCUGGUACUGCUAACCAACAUCAAGUUGGACGGCUGUUUCGCGAUCAGUCGAAUCCAUGGGAAGAACUGGCUCGAACACAUAUUACGGAAGCCUGGGGUGCUGUGAAAUGUUUUGUAAUGCUCGUCCUGCAGCAUCUUACAGAUAAACACACAUGUUCCCUCAUCUUCGUCAAAGUACUCGAACCCAAGUUGGAAACCAUGAAGAACGCCGUGUUGGAUAAGCUUGAAGAGCUAACUUCUCAUAUCAAACGUGGGCAUCCACUGCCUGUGGGCAGGGAAUUUCUUAUACGACUCCAAAAGGCAAGAAGUAUUCGCGAGUCACCGCAACUUUACGAACAACUGAAGGCAGCGGGUGUACAGGAGGAUCAGAGAUUAGUUUUUGAUCAAACUAGUCUCAAGAAAGUAUGUUCUCAGGUGCAAACUUCUGGCGAUGAGUUUGCUGCGACAGAUAUAAUCGACCAGAUGGUAGCGUAUUAUGAUACCGCCAUUGUAACCUUUGUCGACAACGUUGUAACUCUUGGAAUUGAGAAUUGUCUUCUCAAUCCAUUAAAGAGUAUAUUCACUGGGCAGACCAUCAACGAGAUGGACGAUUCCGAGGUUCAAGCCCUCGCCGCCGAACCAAUAUUUGUCCAGAAGGAGCGUGAACAUUUGUCUCGCGAGCUUGAGAAAUUGGAUAUUGGACGAAGAACACUGGCCCCCUUCGCCAGGACGGCGCGGUCACAUCCUCUUCGACCUGCCUUUGAUAAGAACGGAUCGGACUUUCUUCCCUCUUCUGGAGGCCAGAGCCCCUUCCAACCACCUGUCAAUGGAAAGCCAUCAGAAACAGGUGGUAGUGCAGGGACCAAAGGAUUAUUCAACCAGCAGAAUGGCACUCCGGUGAAAUCGAACGAGAAAACCCCUCCUUCAACCCUCUUCUCUAGGUCAUAUGGCAGCCCGAAUCCAUCAGACACCAACGGUAUUUUCUCUUUCAAUAUCAAACCGGUGGGCACCAGUGAACCUGUUCCUUUUUUCGGAAAUGGCAUAUACCCACCACCAACAAGAACCUCGACCGUGACUUCGGAUCUGUAA